UUUGUUUUGACAGGUGAGUUUCACAGUAAAAGCCCUGAGGUCAAAGCGUCAUCUUACAACAAUAUUUAACAUAAAUGAUAAAGAAACGUUAAAAACGAGGUUUGGAAAAAAACUUCUUUUCAUUGACUGACCCGCCCCCCUCGCCUCGUGUUGCCAUAGUAACGCGACAACAGAGACGGAGCAGCGGAGGAAAACCGGAUCAGACCCGCAAUGACAGCAAUAUUACUUUUAUUCAAAUAUAAAGCAUCAAAAUAAGAAAAACAAAAUAAAAAAAAGAAAAAGUAAUCAACAAACUGAAGUAAAUCUGCAGAACUGAGAUCCGUGUUCAGUUAGUCGUUUGUGGCGACCGAUGAUGGAUAGACCGCGGUACUUCACGCCCGCCGAGGUGGCGGCUCACAACACGGCCGACGACCUGUGGGUGUCGUUUCUGGGCAAAGUGUGCGACCUGACCCCGCUGAUGACCCAGUUCAAAGGUGAUGUUCUGCUCUUACCCAUCAUGGAGUGUGCGGGGAAGGACAUCAGCCACUGGUUCGACCCUAAAACCAAAGACGUGCUCAAACACGUGGAUCCACUCACUAACUGCGUGAGGUACUUCACCCCCAGGGGGCGCUUUUUGCACGUCCCACCCGCCGGCCCUCGCUCUGACUGGGCCAACAAUAUCGGUCAGCCCUGGUGGACGGACCGACAGUACGAGGUAGGACGUCUGACGGCCAAAGCCAGGUGGAUACGAGUCGUCAACACACUGACGUCGCAGGAGCAGCGGCUGCAGGUGUGUUCGGAGGAGACGUUGGCUGAAAUCCUCCAGCGCUACCUACGCUACAACUCCCACGCCCGGAGUUACACCUGGAAGUACAACGGGUCGAGUUUGUCCAUGAGCAGGACGCUGGACGAGAACGACGUCCCCGACGACGACCAGAGGCUGGAGCAGCUGCGGCUGGACCGCGACCUCUUCAUCCCCGCCCUCCUCCUCCACUUCAACGACGACCUCACAGAGGAAUGACCUUCGAUGUGGGGUCACGAGGUCACACCUAAAACUUGACACUGAACUCAUGUGCAGCGGUGACGGGAUUUAAGCGGCGAUUGACUACCUGACAAUGAGUUUGUGCUUGAUCAGUCGUGAGUCCGACAUCUCAGAGAUCUCCUCUGGGCAGCUCCAUUCAUUUUCAAUGGGAGAACAAUUCAUACCCGAAUGAUCGUAAUUAACCGGAAAAUACGGGGGUUGAAAUGGACAACAACGACUCAGCAUUCACUCUCAAAAAUAAUGUCAACACAUUAUUUCACUGAUCCAUACAUACAUCUGUAAUGUUAUCAUCAAUUAAUGUGAAAAUAUAUGACUUGAUAUGCAAACACGGAAUAAUCUGUGACAUUUUCUUUGUAAAAGAAAAAUAAAUAAAUAAUUUAAAACUUAGGAUACGAUACGAUAACUAACAAAGCAUCAACAAUGUCCAUUUCAAAAACUUCUAAAAAUUAUUUUAAUUAGAUUAAUUAGAACCUAAAAGAACGAAAG
Solea senegalensis (Senegalese sole) is the source of this 1507-nucleotide messenger RNA. Its product is annotated as cytochrome b5 domain-containing protein 1. The record is from RefSeq and is a predicted model, not a curated record. The transcript is spliced from 5 exons. The coding region runs from base 350 to 1000 and encodes 216 amino acids. NCBI's taxonomy places the organism in Eukaryota, Metazoa, Chordata, Actinopteri, Pleuronectiformes, Soleidae.